AUGUCUAAACGCGGCGCGGGUGCAUCUGGAAACAAGUUCCGUCUCACUCUCGGUCUACCCACGGGUGCCGUCCUCAACUGUGCAGACAACAGCGGCGCAAAGUCCCUCUUCGUGAUCGAAGCAUUUGGCACGGGUUCGCACCUUAACCGGCUGCCGGAUGCUGGUGUUGGCGACAUGGUCGUUGCAUCGGUGAAGAAGGGUAAGCCGGAGCUGAGGAAGAAGACCAUGCCUGUUGUUGUUGUCCGACAGCGCAAGUCAUGGCGUCGGAGAGAGGGUUUAGUCCUCUAUUUCGAGGUGCAUGCCAAUCUAUUUUCGCACAUCUCACUUGUUUACGCAAGGAUCUUCAAAAUUCAGGACAAUGCGGGUGUUAUCGUCAACCCCAAGGGUGAGAUGAAGGGAUCAGCAAUCACAGGGCCAGUAGCAAAAGAAUGCGCGGAUCUCUGGCCGCGUAUUGCAUCAAACGCGGGUACUGUUGUAUGA
This is a messenger RNA of Fibroporia radiculosa, 480 nucleotides long. RefSeq lists its product as uncharacterized. The record is from RefSeq and is a predicted model, not a curated record. Gene Ontology annotation, cellular component: cytosolic large ribosomal subunit; ribosome. Gene Ontology annotation, molecular function: structural constituent of ribosome; large ribosomal subunit rRNA binding. Gene Ontology annotation, biological process: translation. NCBI's taxonomy places the organism in Eukaryota, Fungi, Basidiomycota, Agaricomycetes, Polyporales, Fibroporiaceae. The coding region runs from base 1 to 480 and encodes 159 amino acids. The transcript is spliced from 4 exons.